This is a messenger RNA of Folsomia candida, 618 nucleotides long. RefSeq lists its product as uncharacterized. The coding region runs from base 80 to 544 and encodes 154 amino acids. The record is from RefSeq and is a predicted model, not a curated record. NCBI's taxonomy places the organism in Eukaryota, Metazoa, Arthropoda, Collembola, Entomobryomorpha, Isotomidae. The transcript is spliced from 5 exons.
CAAAUAUUCAGCUUGUUUCACUCUUGCUAAAUAUUGACAAUCCUGCGACCCAUACUCAAAGUGCUAAAGUUGUUAAAAUAUGUCAGCUGCAUGCGUUGCUGUCCAUGCAGCAACAUUGGAUCGCCAAACCGAGUAUCCUGAAAUGCGAGUGAUCGGAACAAUUGGGAGCAAGACAUUUUACACGACCUUAAACUCCACCUUCCAAGUGAGGUGGGACGCAGCCAGGCAAAUUUGUCGACAGUCGGGCAUUCAAUUUGCAAUCUUCCAAUCCGACGCCGAGUUUGAUUUUGUUCGAGCUAACGUCGCCCCCUCAUCACAACUUUGGAUUGACGCCAGCAUGCGAGAAAUCGAGACUCUGACCGGGAGGGCGGCGUUCGUUUAUGGCGAUGGUUCCGACGUGUCGACGAAGAACGUCAUGAUCCACCCCACGAACUGGGUGUGCCUCUACUUUUCCGCCGACGACCACAUUUUCUCAGGAAUGUGCGCCGAACAAAGAGGAGUCCUCUGCCACAUGAAUAACGCAAAUGGAACCAUUUCCCAAUAAUUUCUUGCUUUAUGCAAUCUUUCAAACAUACUUAAAUUCAAAAUUAUCUUCCAACUAUUUACGAUCAGUUAAUA